CAUUCAUUGCGGUGGCAUAGGUAACCUUGAAAAGGCCACCCUCGGAGCGCUACUACUUUAGUCCGCCGGGGUUUACUUGGUCUCCAGCGGCGACGAUCGGAGCCCGGUCUUUCUCGAUGGAGCGUUAAGUCGCAAAGUGCGGGACGAUUCCUUUUUACGGCACGAUACACGCGCCGCAAAAUUCCACAGGCAGAGAAAGAGCGAGAGAGAGGAGCAGAGAGUGUGGUGCGCAUCGUUGACCGUCGUCUCCGUCGUUAAAUAAAAAAAAUGUCAUCGUGAAACAGUGCCGCGCGUUGUUGGUGCGUUUACGCGGGCGGCAGCGUUUGCAGGUUAUAUCUCCCGGGAGGUGCGGCGCGAGGAUGCCGUCCGCGAGGGAUUGAGCGACGUAUCGUUGAAGUCGACAGCGAGCGACGGUAUCGCGGGGGAGGUGUCAGCAUGGUGCAGCGCCCGGUCGCGCCUCGGCGCAACGUCAGGAUACUGUUGAUCGGCGAGCGCGGCGUCGGCAAGACCUCCCUGAUACUGUCCUUGGUGAGCGAGGAGUACGCGGAAGAGGUGCCGAGUAAGGCCGAGGAGAUCACGAUACCGGCGGACGUCACGCCGGAGCAAGUGCCGACACACAUAGUCGAUUACUCAGCUGUAGAACAAACGGAGGAUCAACUGGCAGAGGAGAUCCAGAAGGCGCACGUGAUAUGCGUCGUUUACUCCGUGGACGACGAGGAUACUUUGGAUAGAGCUGCCAGCUACUGGCUGCCGUUAAUCAGAAGAUGCUCACCCGACAAUCGGUGUCCGGUUGUGCUCGUGGGCAACAAGAUUGAUCUCGUGGAUUAUUCCACCAUAGAGGCUGUAUAUCCCAUCAUGAAAGAAUUCACGGAGAUUGAAAGCUGCAUAGAGUGCUCGGCGAAAACACUUCAGAAUGUCUCGGAAACGUUUUAUUAUGCACAAAAGGCAGUUCUGCAUCCGACUACACCUUUGUACAAUUAUGACACCCAGGAGCUCACAGAGGAGUGCAAAACUGCCCUACAGCGAAUUUUUAAAAUAUGCGAUGUAGAUAACGACGGACUUUUAAACGAUAUGGAGCUGAACGCGUUUCAGCAGUGGUGCUUCAACACUCCGUUACAACCGCAAGUGCUGGAGGAUGUGAAAGCUGUGCUGUCAAAGAACAUUUGCGACGGCAUAUGUAACGGGUGUGUCACGAUGAAAGGUUUUAUGUACUUACAAUGUUUAUUCAUACAACGCGGGAGAAACGAGACAACUUGGGCUGUGCUAAGGAAAUUCGGAUACGACAACGAGCUGCAAAUGUCAAAAGAAUAUGUCCAUCCUUCAUUAAAGGUCCCGCUUGGCUGUAGCACGGAAUUAUCGCACAAGGGACAGGAAUUCCUAACGUUACUGUUUAUGCAGCACGAUCGCGAUCGCGACGGAGCUCUCUCGCCCUUGGAAAUGGAAUCGUUGUUCUCGCGAUGUCUCUUCCCGCCGUGGGGCGACGAAUACAAGUACACUGUACCCACGAAUGAGAAGGGAUGGAUUACGUUUCAAGGAUACAUGUGUCAGUGGGCACUGCUCACAUUGACGAACGUGCGCAAAACCUUGGAAUACAUGGCGUAUCUGGGAUACAACAUGUACCACAACGAGUGUCAGACGAGCUCCAUUGUCGUUACUCGCGAGAAGAAGGUGGAUCUGGCGAAGAAGCAGUCCAGCAGGAAUGUUUACACUUGUCACGUCAUAGGACCGAAGAGUAGCGGGAAGACUACGUUGUGUAGAACUCUGAUCGACCCCAAACUCGAGAAACUGAACGACAAAGUGGUACCGUCGAACGCCCACGUCACUGUGAACACGUUGCACGUGUACGGGCAGGAGAAGACGAUAAUGUUGAAGGAUAUAAACGUGCUGAACGUUCAGGACGCUUUAACGCCGGCGGAAAUACAAUGCGACGCGGCUGCUCUCGUCUACGACGCCAGUAAUCCGAAGUCGUUUGAGUAUAUAGCGCGUAUCUACAUCAAAUACUUCGCCGACAGUAAGAUUCCUGUUCUGAUAGUAGCGAAUAAAAGUGACCUUUCCGAGGUGAAGCAGAGCUAUCUGUUGCAACCGGCCGCCUUCUGCAGCAAGUACAAACUGAUGCCUCCGCAGCCGUACAGCAUCUCACGUACGAUCCGGCGUGAGAUCUUCGUCAAGCUAGCUACGAUGGCAGCCUUCCCCCGCUUUCAAGGAGCGUGGGUAUUAUUUUACCGAGACAGGCACAUAAAUCAAUUCGGCCUAAUGCAAGGGGACUCCCUGGUCUGGUGGAAAGCAGGGAUAGGAAUCGCGAUCGCCACGAUCGCCGGCUACGUGAUGAUGCGCGUAUUGAACACGGAGAAAAGAUAGUCUACCAUAUUCGUGCUACUUGUGCGUGUUUUAACUGCCUCUCCUCGUCGAAUAAAGAAAGAGAAAGCCGUAUUAUAGAUAACCGCGUUACAUAGGAUGAAUAUAUACCUAUUAUAUAUUAUAUUCAUAAAUAUAUAAUAUAUAUUAUAUAUAUAUAAAUAUUUUAUUAUAUAUAUUAUAAAUAUAUUAUAUAUAUAUUAUAAAUAUAAUAUAUAUUAUAUAUAUAUAUAUAUAUAUUCAUAAAUCACACACUAAUUUUCGAGAUACACAAUAGCUAAGUAUUAGAGAAAACAUAUAUGAUAAAGUGCAAAUACUGUCGUGUAGAGGCGCGCUUACUUGGUUCUGGUCAAAAUAUCAAAGUUUUUAUUUGCUGAAUCCCCAUCCCAAUGUAUCAUCAUGUAAAAGCUAUUUUCAUCUUCUGUAAUAAAUUAUUUGUUUAAUGUAUUGUAAUAUAAAGUGAAAGAAAUGUGAGGCACCGCCUAUCUCUUACUCGUCUCAA
Molecule: messenger RNA, 2857 nt
Organism: Temnothorax curvispinosus
Lineage: Eukaryota; Metazoa; Arthropoda; Insecta; Hymenoptera; Formicidae
Gene: Miro
Product: mitochondrial Rho GTPase
Exons: 13
Coding region: 436-2358 (640 amino acids)
Biological process (GO): small GTPase-mediated signal transduction; regulation of mitochondrion organization; mitochondrion organization
Cellular component (GO): mitochondrial outer membrane
Molecular function (GO): calcium ion binding; GTP binding; GTPase activity
Source: RefSeq, a predicted model, not a curated record